Messenger RNA from Fusarium oxysporum Fo47, 4025 nucleotides. RefSeq lists its product as uncharacterized. Gene Ontology annotation, biological process: protein deubiquitination. The record is from RefSeq and is a predicted model, not a curated record. Gene Ontology annotation, molecular function: cysteine-type deubiquitinase activity. The transcript has 2 exons. NCBI's taxonomy places the organism in Eukaryota, Fungi, Ascomycota, Sordariomycetes, Hypocreales, Nectriaceae. The coding region runs from base 362 to 3532 and encodes 1056 amino acids.
CACCCAUGAACAACCAUCCUUUAUACCAAGUUCAUUCUCCCAACAGUACAACCCCUCUCGUUCGGCGUCCCAUGGUUCUUGUUCGGGAGGAGCCUUUGUUUGUGAUGUUUACUCGCGCGAUCCUUUAAGAUGCUGCACAUUGAUGCCAUCUCUACUCGGUCGAGGUGCUGUUGACCCUUAUAUUUCAAUACUCCGCCACUCUGCGGCUCUGUCGUCGUUGUCACAGAUAAUUCAUUGCAACCUUUCGCCGCCAAACCCUAAUUUCACAACUUGAACACUACAGUUAUCUUCGAUUCUCGAACUCGAACCUACCGACCAAGACUUUCCGGUAUAACGACUUCAGAACACUGAGCAAGGCAUCAUGGCCUCUCUAGGACACUCGCGCGCAAGCAGUGUGGCCACCGCAGGCUCACACUCCUUGGGCAGCCCCGGCGCAUUCAACCAUGGCUCAAUACCAGGCGGCAAUCGAGGAGGCGAAUCUCCUUCGAAGGCUCCAAUUCCUCACAUUGACGAUGUUCUCGCUGCGCGGAACCUCGACCGGAACGUGUCUGUUAGGAAACUGCUGGAAUCGGCCGAGGCAUCAUUUAAGCAAGCCGAGAUCGCUCGGGAGUUUCGCAGACCGGCCAUCGCUCUGAACGAAUAUAUACGAGCAUCCAUAAUCGCCGUCCAAUUCAUCACCAACCAUCCCGAAUACCAUGAUCUCAAAACGAGCCACGGCGAUUUUGUAAAAGCUCAUAACAAUCUACUCACCAAGAUCAGCCAGCAGGACCAUAUAUAUGCCAAGAUCAAGGCCGACAUUAUUGCGGAUAACAAGCGAUCUGGUGUGCAACCACGGACUGUUCGACCGAACUCGUCCCAAGGAGGAAGUCGGCCACAUACGCCAUCAAAAUCGACCGUCGAAAGGCCCAUAUCACCCUCAAAGCAUCGAUUUGAUGGGCAUGACACAAAUGGUUCUUCUGCUCGAGCAAAACCAGCAAUUCAACCGAAACCUCAAUCUCUCCAUGGGAAUGCCAUCAAGCCCGGUGCUCAAAGAGCGUCCAUUAAUGGCGUCCAAGAUCUCGCUACCAGGUUUGCCAACCUGAGAGGCCCGCAACCUUCACCAGGUCAAGAUCCACGCAUCAAGACACAUCAAAUAACACUCCCAAAGCCGAUGGGUCCUAGAGAGAUGCCCCCGCCUCGGCCGCCCAAGGUUGGUAUUGACACCAGUGUGCCGACUCUACCCAAGAUGCCAGAUGCCAUCUACAGCCCUGCUCGCGGAAGCAUUUCAGGAGAAGUAACAAGACCGCCUUCGAGCACACCUCGUAGCAUGUAUCGCACAGCCUCCACCGUUUCGAUACCCGGAACUCCCACGGGCUCAUCACAGUCACAAACAGACUAUUUUGUUCCUACGCAAAGUUAUUCGAACAACUCUAUUCCUCCGGUUCCCCCGAGCAAUCUCAAUGGCUCUGUAAAGAUUCCAGAAGGCGAUGCCAUUUCUCCGGAGGAAUUGUACCAAGCUAUGAAAGCUAAGGGGGGUAUUUUGAUAAUAGACAUUCGCAUGAGGGAUGAUUUUAACGAAGGCCAUAUCAUGUCGUCGUCAACAAUUUGUAUUGAGCCUAGCAUCCUGCUCAGGGAUAAUCUCUCUGCAGAUGAGAUUUCUGAGAGCUUGAUUCUCUCCCCUAACCAGGAACAAUCGCUUUUCGAACAACGGCAUACCUACGACCUGGUGGUCUUCUAUGAUCAAGACUCUGAAGAAAUUCCCGAACACCCACGGAAUUCUGACGACUUGGUAAUUAUAUCACUCCAUCGAGCUUUAGUUCACUUCAAUUUUAUGAAGGAGCUCAAAAACACGCCCAAGAUUCUCAAGGGAGGUCUUGAUGCUUGGGUUGACUUGAUGGGGCCGGCAUCUCUGGGCUCGACUACUUCAACAACGAACAAAACGGUGCCCUUGGAGCGCAAUCGAAGCCGGUUAUCAGCUAUCGAGCGACGGAGGUCAAAAUAUAUCGCCAAGCCUCUCAAGCCUGACGAAGUCAAGGUGUGGCAAGAGACACUCAAAAACGACGACGAUAUGCAGACAGCAUCAUCACCCAACUUCACACGUACUACAGAAGACUUCCUUCGAAGAUUCCCGCCAGUGUCUUUGGAACAAGAGUCUAUGACUUCUCCGGAAGAGAAGCCCCGGAAUCGCCCCGUUUACGGGCUAUCUCACAAGGUUGACCUCUACACAGACUUGCCCUCACCACCCACAAGACCAGCUCCCGCUUUACCGCGACGAAGCUACAGCGGCCUCACCGAAGGGAGGGACGAGAACGAGCUUUAUGGCAACAAUAACGCAGUUGUUCCGGCUCGUCCUUCAAGAGCGCCAACUAUGAAGGCCGUGGAGCACCAAUCCACAGGGGAUUCGGCCAAAUUCUACACUGGGCUCAACAAUCCCAACAACUGGUGCUAUGCCAACAGCACACUGCAGAGCCUGCUCGCUUCACCUGAGUUUGGAAGAGAACUGGCAAACUCGGAAUGGGUCAGCAAAUACAAGGCGCCAAUGAAAGAUGAUGAGAAGAUUGAGCAGCCGCAGCUCAUGAUUCGUAUUAUCUCAAACCUGUUCCACUGGAUGAGUUCAGGCAAAUUUCAGGUCAUGAUGGCCCAGACACUCAUGAACUACUCGCAUCACGUUUGUACCCAAAGCCGAAGCAUCGAGCAGUUUGGUGGGAGUCAGCAGCAAGAUGCCCAGGAGUUCAUGUCUUUCGUGAUCACUCACCUGCACGACGAGACUAAUACACGCCGAGAUCGAAAGGGCACUGCUGCCCAGCCAGAUACUAAGCACCAGUCUCUUGUGAAGGCUGCCGUCCAGUACUGGCAAAAUCACCUCGAAUACAAUCGUUCUAUUGUCGACCGCUACUGGCGCGGUCUCGAGCUAUCAACCGUCGAGUGCUUCGAAUGUCACACCCGUACUUAUCAGUUCAACCCUAUUGAUGUUGUUCCUGUCACAGUGGGAAUGGGGCGUGGCAUGACUCUCGAGCAGGUUCUCGACCAGUAUACAUCAGGGAACAUCAUUAACGAUUUCCAUUGCGACCACUGCCGCCACCCUACUCGGGCUCAACAGAGUCUCUCCUUUGCUCGCUUUCCAUCCUUGCUCUGUGUCGUCUUCCGGCGCUUCCACUACCAACAUGAUUCCUCGGAUUUACGCAAAUCAACGGCACCCAUCACGUGGGAUUUCAACGACACCGACUUCACACGCUACUUCCUCCCUCCUGGCUCUCGCGAGUCUUCAUCUGGAUUCGAUCCCAUGGACCCUGCAUUCACAGGGCCGUUCCGCUACGAGGCUUAUGCUGUAAUUGUUCAUACAGGCAGUCGUACUGAUAACGGACAUUACUUGGCGUAUGUGCGGGACUCUACAUCUCAUGACCCUUACGCUUGGUUCUGCUGCAACGAUUCGCGCGUGACAAAGGUUCGCAUUGGCAGUGGAGACCGCGAUGAUGUCCAGGAGGAGGUGUUCAAGUCUGGCCGCGACCGUGUACCAUAUCUAGUCUUCUUCCGUCGCAAGGGCAUGCGAUAAGGCUAUCAUCGUAUCACUUACUUGCACUCAACAAUUCUGGCCGGGUUUGGGAGUUGGAUAUAUCCUCGUGGCUCCUCGCUCCUUUCUUUAUGCGUAUAGAGGAAAUCUGGAACACUGAGAAGCCAUGGACAUGGACGAAUUCGUCGUUGUAUUACCUCUCUUCCACCCCCUCCCCCAUAUCCGUCCGACUCUCGCGAAAUGCUACGAAUGUUUCAACUUCCUGGAGGGCCUGUCUUCUUUUUUCAGCGCAGCUCUGUUUGAUCUAUACCAAUACUACGCUACUAGUCUAAAUGGGUUGUUGUUCCAGUUCCCCCAUCGUUUUUAUAUGAAUAUAAAUCUCGCUAGCUGGCUAUCAUGGCAUUGUAUGGAGUAGGUAGCGUGCUCUUUUUUUGGUAAAUAUGCUCGACCUAGAGUCAUGACUUGAAGGAGGGGCACCUGUUUUCUAGCAAAUGCUUAUUAUAUCCAUAUACCAAUUGAUUGAUGAUUUGAUCUA